UCUAUGAGUGGGAGGUAUUAUACGAAGCAGGAGAUAGAGCAUCGCUCUCCAUCUCGGAGGGAUGGCAUCAGCAAGAAGAAAGAGGCAGAAUUGCGGGAGUCGUACUGCUCGUAUCUUAAAGAGCUUGGCAUGAGGGUUGAAUUGUAAGUUGAGACCAUACUUGUAUUGGUUGCUUCUGAGGUUAGUUUAUGGAAAUUCUGUGUUUUCUCUGAUGUUAUCAUCAUUUUGGCUGUUCCAACUAGGCAGCAUUAUCUCUUUAUUUUGUGAACGGACAAGAAAGGAACUUUAUGUCAUUGCUUAAGGCCUUUUCAUUAUGUAUCAGUCAGUCAAUUGUGAAUAGAUUAGGCCUGUUGACAUAAUACUAUGACUGUUGAUUGUACUAUCUAUACAAUUAUGUGUUUGUUUCUGGGAUUAGAUGAGAUAUUUUAUGUAUCUCCUUUGGAAUGAUUGAAAUUUUCUUGUGUGCCAUCAACAUUACUGCAUUAGCAUCACCUUCUUUACUUCUUAACCUCUUGAUGUUGUUUAAUUCUUCAAAUUUCCAGUUGAAGCUUCAAUUUUGUCUUCCAUGAAGUUUUCACAACACCCUUCAAUUGAGUUGCCUGCAAGUGUGAAGUAGAUACUCCAUAUCAAUUGUUCGCUUGUGUUACUCUCCUUUUGAGCGUCUUCCAUUUCCUCGAACGUAUAACAUCUAUUUUAAAUUGCCUUGGGGGAAGUAUAUCUCAUUUAUUUUGUUUCCCCUUUCCAAUCAGCUAUGCAGCUUCUAUUUUGUUUAGUUACAUACAAAUUUUAGGAUAAAAUAAUUCUGGUAACGGUGAUGUAUAUUAUAUCUUUUAUUUCCCUUUUACUUGCUUUAGAGCACUAUAUCUUAUAUUGUAUUUCAUAUAUACUAAUUCUAAGUUGUCGUGGAAAAGUAUCUUCUUUCUGUUGUUUCCAUUUUCCAAUCAAGUCGUGGAAUUGAACUUAAAAAUUUCAGGGCAUUUAAUAAUCCCUGGUAAAGGUGAUUGGUAUUAUAUAUCUUUCAGGCCUCAGGUGACAAUAGCAUGUGCAAUGAUGUUGUGCCACCAAUUUUACAUGCGUCAGUCUCACGCUAAGAAUGAUUGGAAGGUGCAGGUUUUGUACAAUAGCGACUGUCAGUAUCUUUCUUGCUUGCAAAAUACAAGAUACACGGCGCCCUCUGAAUGAUGUUCUUCGACAGGCAUCUGAUAUCCUCCAGAAAUUAGAUGCUUCUGUGUUAUCAUAUGUGAGACGGAAAGAAGUCUUCAAGGAAUUGGUCAUAGGUGCCGAGAUAAUUCUGUUGUCCACAGUCGGUUUUGAUUUUGAGAUGCAGCUUCCUUACAUAUCACUUGUUGAAGCUUUAAGGAAAUUAAAUCUCCUCCCUGUCCUUGCUGAGAGGGCAUGGAAUUACGUUAAUGAUUGCCUUUGCACAUCAUUGUGCUUGCAGUACGAGCCCCACUACAUUGCAGCUGGUUCAUUAUUUCUCGCUGCACAAAUAGAAAAAGUUGAACUUCCUAAAGAGGAGGGAAAAGUUUGGUGGGCAGAGUUUGAUGUUUCCUGUAAACAGUUAGAUGACGUCAUUCGGGAGAUGGUAAGAAGUUUGCGGAAGGCAAGCAGAAAACAACCUCUUUCACCCAAAAAUGGGAAGGAAAAUCAGUCUGAAACUUUAAUCAGAAGGCCAAGUGAUCCUAGUAGCUCUCAGUCAUGUGUUUCAAGUGAAGCUGUGAUCGAUGGUAAUUUUAGGCACAGCAGUUUGGCGGAAGAGGACAGAGGACUAGGAGAGUCUACUAUUUCUUACAACCAAAAUGUAAUUGAAGGUGAGAAUUGUACCACCACAAAGGAACCUAUACCAUGUCAGACAUGUGAUAGGGGUAGUCCAAGUGGUAAUGUGAAGGAUGGUGGUGCUGAGAUCAAACCUGAAAGAGAGGAACCAGAUGAUCAGAAUGAUAAUGCGAUUGACAUUGACCGGAUCAGAGAUAAAUUGAAGAGGCGGAGAUCCGGCGGUGAAGUUUCAAAUAAGAAGAUGGUGGAUGCUCCAGAUGUAGAGAUAGAUGCUGAAGCCUGGAUAGAAAGUGAGCUUGAAGGUGGUAUAGUGCUAGAAGUUGCCUCCCCAGAGAAGAAACAUAAGGAGGUCUUGUAAGGUUUUGAAUUGUUGGAAUUGGGCUUAUGCCAUUACUUGUAUCACUUCCUUGUACAUCAUUUUUUGUUGGGAAUGUGAUUGUACUGGUAAGUAGCAUCUGCUCUUUUAUAUGCAGGUGCUGCUCGGUAAACUUGCUCAA
Messenger RNA from Argentina anserina (silverweed cinquefoil), 2273 nucleotides. RefSeq names its product cyclin-T1-3-like. NCBI's taxonomy places the organism in Eukaryota, Viridiplantae, Streptophyta, Magnoliopsida, Rosales, Rosaceae. The transcript is spliced from 5 exons. Gene Ontology annotation, molecular function: cyclin-dependent protein serine/threonine kinase activator activity. Gene Ontology annotation, cellular component: nucleus; cyclin/CDK positive transcription elongation factor complex. The record is from RefSeq and is a predicted model, not a curated record. Gene Ontology annotation, biological process: regulation of transcription by RNA polymerase II; positive regulation of DNA-templated transcription, elongation. The coding region runs from base 1094 to 2134 and encodes 346 amino acids.